Durusdinium trenchii is the source of this 2008-nucleotide messenger RNA. The record is from the annotation of a GenBank genome assembly. Lineage: Eukaryota; Dinophyceae; Suessiales; Symbiodiniaceae.
GCAAAAGAGCUGGCAGAUCCCCGGCACGGCCCUCGUUCGACGGACGGAUGCGCCUCUCGAUGUGCUCCUAACGGCUUUGCCGGCUCAAGUGUGUGUGGGCCGUUUCUGCGGUGAUCAUGGAGGAUUCAAGCCCAGGUGUCUCGGCGCUGGAGCGGCUGCGGAGCUUCUUGAUUGAGUCCUGUGGGUCCUUGCUGCAAGCAUGGUUAAAGUACUUUGACACCAAUGUGGACUACAGGAUCGACAAGCUGGAGUUCAUGGAGGGCAUGCGACAGCUGAGCUACCCGGCCAGCGAGAUCCCGCAGCUCUUCGCGGAGAUCGACGUGGCCGGGGGCACCGAUCGAUGAACUGGACAAGGAGGACGCCGUCCUGUGGCACAAAUUCCGCGUGUGGUCUGUGCAAACCUUCUACAAUGUCGAGGAUAUGAUCGAGACCUUAGCUGCAGAUCCCGACCGGCCUGCAGUGUGCCAGGCGUGCGAGGUCACCUUCGAUCAGUUUCGUGAAGGCUUGCAAAGGCUCGACUGGAAGGAGGGGGACGAGGGCGUGCUGUUCAAAGCCUUAGACUUCGACGGCGAUGGCCUCGUGAAGCCCAGCGGCUUGAGGUGGCUGGCCAUUGAGCUGAAGCGUCUUCGAAAGAAGAGAGUGGCCAAAGAGAACGCUGCGAAGAAGAAGAUGCCUGGCAUCUCCUGGGAGCUCCUCGAACGACAGUUCCUUGAGUUCCGGGAUGAUCUGCGAAAGAGGUUUGGCAAUGGCAGCUUGGUGCGUGCGUGGCGUGUGUCCUUGUCAGAUACCAUGAUCCUCCCCAAGACGCGCUUCUUGAAGGCCUGUGUCAAGAUGGGCUAUGCCAAGAAGGCCAAAGAGCUCUGGAAGAUCUUGGACAAGGAUGAGAGCGGCUUCGCCUCCAUCGAUGAAUUGGAUCCCAAGGGUGCCCAGGUCUUAGCUCAUUUCAAGAAGUGCUUGGACGAGCGCUUCGCCAGCAUCGCGGAUGCCUUCACCUUUCUGGACCUCGAGGGCACACGGAAGAUCCGCAAGUCCCAGUUCGAGGCUGCCUUGAGGAGGUUGGAGUUCCCCUACUUGGACACAGCGGCGGAGCUCUUCGAAAGCUUGGAUGUGGAUGGGAACCAUUUGUUGGAAGAGGAUGACAUUCAGUUUUUGGAGAAGUGGAGCCCCUCACCGAUCCUCACGGCGCAGCCCAACGUCAAGGCCCGCGAUGAGGUCAAGGAGGCGCUACUGCUGAAGUACGGCCGACCGGUGAAAGCUUGGAGGCAUUUGUUAGAUCGCGAUGGCAGCAACCGCUGCAACUGGCAUGAGUUCCUGAACGCUUGCAAAAUCAUCGGCUUUAAAGGCGACGUGGCCGGCGCCUGGCGGGCCUUCGACGAGGAUUUGUCUGGGUACAUUACGCUGAAGGAGCUGGACCGAGAAGGCUACCGAACCUUGUGGGACUUCAGGACUUGGGCCGUGGACGAGUUUGGCUCAGCCCGGGCCGCCUUCAGCGUCUUCGAUAGCGACAACUCCAACAGCCUCAGCUCGCAGGAGUUUCGUGCGGCCUGUCGGAUCUAUGGCUAUGAGGGUCAGGUCAAACAGCUCUUCAACACCUUGGACGUUUCAGCCGAGGGCGCUUUAUCCCUGAAGGAGGUGUCCUUCCUGGACGACUGGAUCGAAGACCCUUCCGAGAUCUCCAGCCAGGCGCGUAGGGUUUCCACGAACUGCUUGGUGACUCACCUCCGUGGUGAUCCCUUGCGCCGCGGCGCGCUAACAGGCACCGACGCAAUGGAAGAGAUGCAACAGAAGGUCUUGGCGAUGGAGGAGGCGGAGGAACUCCUCAAGACCUGGAAACGCCCCGUCGAGAGUCCCAUGAAGCUCGUGAAGCUUUGUAGGACUCGGUGGCUAUCCCGAUGUCGACAUCGCACAGGCCUGGUGGUGCUGUGAUCUUGGAUCGACUGGCUGGACCCGACUUUUGUCUGCGCUUCUUCUUGAAGCAGAUGGAGCCCGCCAGCGAGACGAGAUCCAA